AUGGCUACUAGUUUAGAAAAACUGGCUGAUAAUUUAGCUCAAUGUGACCCGGGUAAAUUUAGAGAAAUAAAAAAAAUAUUUAAUAACAUCGAUAUUGAUCUGGUAACACGGAAAGGUAUUUAUCCAUAUGAAUAUACUGACAGUUGGGGGAAGUUGCAAGAUAACUGCCUACCCCCCGAAAGUGAAUUUUAUAGUACAUUAACUGAAUCACACAUAAAUGAAGCUGAUUACCAACACGCACUUCGAGUAUGGAAUUAUUUUAAUUUUAAAACUCUUGGCGAAUACAGCGAUUGGUAUAUAAAAGUCGAUGUCAUGCUUCUUUGCGACGUUUUUGAAAAUUUUAGAGAUUUAUGCAUAAACACCUACGGAUUAGACCCUAAUUAUUAUUAUACUGCACCUGGGAUGUCGUUUGACUGUAUGCUUCGACAUACUGAGGUCGAACUUGAACUUUUGUGUGAUUACGACCAAAUAUUGAUGAUUGAGGCUGGAAUUCGAGGCGGACUUACACAGGUGAGUAUGCAAUAUGCGUGUGCUAAUAAUAAAGAGGUUCCUGAAUAUGACCCGUCAAAACCUGAUUCGUGGAUUGUGUACUUGGACGCUACGAAUCUGUAUGGUUGGGCAAUGUCAAAAGACAUGCCUAAAGGUGGAUUUCAAUGGUAUAACGAAGAUUUAAGCAAUGAAUAUAUUUUAAAAUUAUUGGAAAACACUAACGAUACAUCGGGGGUAGGUUAUGCGUUGGAGGUUCACAGAGUUUUAAAAUUUGAUCAAUCUCCAUGGCUUGAAAAGUAUAUACGAUUAAACACAAAUAUGAGGAAAAAUGCAAUGAACGAUUUUGAAAGAGAGUUUUUCAAACUUAUGAACAAUGCAGUAUUUGGAAAAACGUUGGAAAAUGUGAGAAAUCGAAUAAGAAUGAUGCUGGUGUGUAAUGAAAAAAAGUGUUUAAAGUUAAUUAACUUAAAUACUUUCAAGGACAUUACCAUAUAUAGCGAAAACCUGGUCGCCAUACAUUUAAACGAUGAUUUAUUAAAAUUUGAUAAACCAAUAUAUGUUGGAUUUUCUAUUUUGGACAUAUCAAAAACUUUAAUUUAUGAUUUCCACUACGAAUCAAUGGUAAAAACUUAUGGUGACAAUAUUCAACUGAUGUACACGGAUACAGAUUCAUUGAUUUACAAUAUAAAAAGUGAAGACUACUACAAUGAUCUGCUGAACAACCCUGAUUUAUUACAACGCAUGGAUACUUCAAACUUUUCAUCAGAUCAUCCGUGCUAUUGUAUCGAGAGAAAAAAACUUCCUGGGACCUUUACUGAUGAAUGUAAAGGGGUAGCUAUUAGGGAAUUUAUAGCUCUAAGAGCUAAAUCUUAUGCAUAUAAUUUAGCUGGUGAUGAAAAAAUUAUAGCCAAAGGUAUAAGUGGUCAUGUUGUGAAAAACCAUUUGAGUAUUGCAGAUCACAAAAAAUGUUUGUUUUGGGACAGUCCAAUGAUCGACGAGCAAAGUGCACGAUCUAUGGCAAUCAACCAAUCUGUGUUAUUUAAAUCGAUUGGACACACAUCAUCAUCGAAUGAAUAUACACCGUUUAGAGUAAACAAUUCAUUUAGAUCGUACAAACAUCAGAUGAAAACAAUUUCAACAGUUAAAUUAGCGUUAAACCGAUCGGACGAUAAGAGACAUGUGCUCGACGACCAAAUUCAUACCUUAGCUCAUGGUCAUUAUCGUAUAGAGGAAGAUAAAGAACUUGAGCGGGUGGAAGCAGAGAUGAUUGCAAUGAUGGAGGACGGUGGAUAUUAA
Messenger RNA from Myzus persicae (green peach aphid), 1785 nucleotides. RefSeq lists its product as uncharacterized. The transcript is spliced from 6 exons. NCBI's taxonomy places the organism in Eukaryota, Metazoa, Arthropoda, Insecta, Hemiptera, Aphididae. Bases 1 to 1785 code for a protein of 594 amino acids. The record is from RefSeq and is a predicted model, not a curated record.